CAACCUCCCCUGCACCUUUCUCCUUCUAUCUCUCUUUCCCUCUCUAUCAAUUUUCAGUUUCCCAUAGACAUAUGGUUCCCCUCUUCCUCUCUAGCAUCCAGAUCUGAAUUUAUACAAUCAUGGACACACUUUAAAGACCCUUCCGAUGCAAUGACAGACUUCAAGGAAAAGCGAUGGUGUAGGUUUUUUAAUAUGUUAUUUUAGAAAAUGGGUCCGUGAUCCCGAUUUUGUUAGGAAUUGUUGGGGUAUGUAGAUUGUUAAUUUUGAUUGCCAAGCUUUCAUUUGAGUGAUCAGCUUCUAAAAGGUCAGAGAGGCUGUUGAGUCUUGUAUUUGGGGUUCUUGGGUUUUUCUGGGGCCUCGCGAUUGUUUUGGAGAUGGUUCCCGGUUGGGGUCUUGAUUUUGAUUUUGAAUCGUUGGACGGAUUUGGGAAGUUCUUUAUUGCUGUUCUAAUGGGCUGCAUUGUGGGUCUCUUUUACAUCCCAGCUACGAGGAAUGCUCGUGCCUUUUGGCUUGGAACUGAUCAGAUUCGUUCUAAUUUGUCCAUAAUUUCCUGUGGAUGGUUUGGAAGAAUGCUUCUUUAUGGCAAUUACUUGUUAGUUGUAUUCACUUCCACGCUUUGGGUUGGCCCGUUUAUUGAACUCCUCGUCUGCGAUAAAUCUGAUGGAAUCAAAGGGCUUCAUUCCAAUGGUAGGAACAGAUAUACUGAGGAGUUGAUAGGUAGAUUGGGCAUGUUGCGAUCAGAUUUCUACAAGUUCAGGGUUUGGUGCAUGUUCAGUUCUGGUAUUUUGCAAAUUUUGUCUUUGCGGCCAAAUGUGCAGAUGUUUUUAAAUGAAGCGGUACUGUGUUGGUACCAGAGAUUGCAUGCCAGUAAGGUCCCUGACUUGGAUUAUAGCAGGGCAAAAGUUUUCUUGCACAACCAUUACAUGUUUCUUGUAGUUCUGCAGUUCUUUGCGCCUGCCGCGAUUGCACUUCUCCUUCUUGGAUUAUCCCAUAUUGAUGUUAACUUGCUGGCAGAUUUCAAGUUGCCAUGUAAUCUACUGCCUUGCUCUGCUUUGGUCAAAGAAAUGGCCUUGUUUCUGGCUUGGUGGAUAACUUUUGUUUGGGCUAUAUUUACGUCAGUGAGCCUUACUCUUUAUAGGCGUGGCUUCCUGUUCGUUUCUUGA
Molecule: messenger RNA, 1163 nt
Organism: Coffea eugenioides
Lineage: Eukaryota; Viridiplantae; Streptophyta; Magnoliopsida; Gentianales; Rubiaceae
Exons: 1
Coding region: 375-1163 (262 amino acids)
Source: RefSeq, a predicted model, not a curated record